AAUGCAGGAAUCAAAAUUUCCCAGAAACUUGUGGUGCUGAUAUUUUCCUAUAUGUGGCUGAAAGUGGACCUUAAACAGAAGAAAGAAAGCUUCCAGAACUGCAGAGAAAUCAAUGGCACUGAACUUUGCCCCUUCCUCCUCUCUCUCAACUGCUUCUCUCAGGUUUCAGAUUGGGAAAGGAAUUGCAACCAAGAAUCAUUCUUCUGUUCUCAUCAAACCCGCUACCUCGGAGAAGUAUAUAUAUCAUUGUAAAGCAGCAGCUCAAUCUGAGGGAGUUGCAGAAGAAGAAUCUAAUUCAACAGGUUCUUCAGCACGCACCCAGUUGGAUCUCCUCGAACAACUGACAUCUUCCACUUCCUCUACAAGCGGCUACGAGAGUGAUGGUUACACUCCAAGGUCUACAAUCAGAGAACAACUUUCUGAAUUGAUCAGAGACAGAGAUGGUGAAUUCAUCCUUCCAUUGGGUAAAAAACUGAAAGCAAGCUUGAAUUCCUUGACCAUCUCACAAAAGAGAAACAUCAAGAGACAAGCUUACCUCAAUGAAGUCUCUCGAAGAAAUGAUUCAGUUUUCUUUGCAACCAUUGGAGCAUUUGUGAUUCUACCACCUGUCAUCAUUUUGUCUGUGGCUAUAUUAACUGGUUAUGUCCAACUCUUCCCAUAAUAAUGUAUAUUCUUCUUUGAUCAUGUUACUGUAUAUAAUAGAGAGUACCUCAUGAAUGAACUCUUUUGGUAUGUAUUGAGGAUCA
Messenger RNA from Asparagus officinalis (garden asparagus), 746 nucleotides. RefSeq lists its product as uncharacterized. NCBI's taxonomy places the organism in Eukaryota, Viridiplantae, Streptophyta, Magnoliopsida, Asparagales, Asparagaceae. The transcript has 3 exons. The record is from RefSeq and is a predicted model, not a curated record. Bases 113 to 661 code for a protein of 182 amino acids. Gene Ontology annotation, cellular component: chloroplast.